Paramuricea clavata is the source of this 1206-nucleotide messenger RNA. Lineage: Eukaryota; Metazoa; Cnidaria; Anthozoa; Malacalcyonacea; Plexauridae. The record is from the annotation of a GenBank genome assembly.
AUGGCGACAAAUCUGGCGACUGUCGAGACAAAUGUGGCGACCAAUACUGCAAGAAUGGCGACUGUGGUUGCCAUGGAAACCUGCAUGAAUGAUAUACAAGCGAAUGUAGAGACACAAAUUGCAAAUGUGGAGAAGAACAUGCAGACGAACAUGGAGAGAAACAGCGCAGACAUAAAAACAAGCAUGGAAGGAAGACUCGAAGCAGUGAAUAAUGAGGUGAGAGGACUGAAAACUGCUUUGAUUGAAGGUUUUGAUGAAAUGAAGGAUGUUCUUGUCAAGAUGGAGGACAAGAUAGAAGAAAACACAAGAAAAGUAAGAAAUACAGCAAGUGGUGAUAAGGAAAACAUAAUCAUGGCUGGAGGUGAUGGAACUGACUCUGUAGAGAUGUUUAACUGGCGUCAAAGAACAUGGUCGCCAUUACAAUCCUUACCAAAGAAGCGUUCGGGAGCAACUUCAUUUGUAUAUAACAAUCAUGUGACAAUUGCUGGAGGUUACUGUUCUGGCUAUGUCAAUGAUAUGAUCAGAAUGAAUAUAAACCCAAACCCUGAUCUCUCAACACAUUGGAGUGACUAUCCUGUUAAACUGCCUGGUAAGUUAGGAUACCACAGCAGUGUGCUGUAUAAUGAUCAUCUAAUAGUUGCUGGUGGUUAUAAUGGCAAUGCAAUAUCUGACUGUAUUCAUGAAGUCCAGCUUGCGCCUCCUUAUGCUGCGAAGACCUUAUCAAGAAUGCCAGAACCAAGACUGUACCACAGCUCGCAAUUAUUUAAUGAUAGUAUGUCGAUCGUGGGUGGACGUACAACUUUCAGUUACUGGAACAGCCUCAGCAGUGUCGUACUGUAUGAUAUAAAGAAGAAUGAAUGUAAACAGUUGGCACCACUGCCGUACGAAGUGAGUGAGAUGGCAACUGUGAGAUGGGGAGACAACAUCAUUGUUAUAGGCGGCAUUGACAAACAUGUCAAUGAAUUAGAUACAGUUAUCAUUUACAAUGUCAAGACUGAACAAAGUUCCAUGUUGCCGCCAAUGAGAUGUAAAAGACAGGGAUGUACUGCUGUUGUUAUUGGAAACAAAAUUGUAGUAAUAGGAGGAAUCGAUGAGGUAGGAUUUCUAGUAAACUCAGUUGAAGUUUUCAACUUUGAAAGUUAUACUUGGCAAGAACUUCCAGAAAUGUCUCAAGCAAGAUGGCGGCACACUGCUGUUGUUGUGUGA